GCUCCGCUUCUGACCGCACCACCAACUUGUCACCAAAGAUGGCGAUUUGCUGAGUGCUCAUGGAUACACACAUUUUACGGCUAGCCCUUAUCCUACCACAGACGUCCACUGUAAAAACAAAUUAACUGCUCAUCGAGCUCAUACUUCAUCGUCGGAAGAACGACGGGAACAACGUUGGCCACCGCCGCCAUGCAAAUCACACUAAAAACACUGCAACAGCAGACCAUUCAAAUUGAGAUCGACCCCGAACAAACGGUGAAGGCCUUAAAAGAGAAGAUAGAAGCAGAGAGAGGAAAAGACAAUUUUCCUGUGUCUGGGCAGAAGCUGAUAUAUGCUGGAAAAAUUCUUCAAGAUGACACGCAAAUUAAGGACUAUAAAAUUGAUGAGAGAAAUUUUGUUGUAGUCAUGGUGUCCAAGGCUAAGACUGCAGCUGCUGCUGGGGCACCUCCUGCUUCGGAAGCACUCAAACCUCCUGCGCAGGAUUCCGGUUCCACAUCAACAUUUGUUCCCACUUCAACCCCAGCACCAGCCCCAACAUCCACCCCUGCAACGGUCCUCACACCCCCCGAGGCGGUCAAGGAGGAGCCGAGUGAUACGGCAACAGAAACCCCACAAUCGGCCAGUUCCAGUGGAGGGAGCCAGGGUUUGGAUGCCUCUUCUGCACUGGUGACUGGAGCAGAGUAUGAAGCAAUGCUGAAAGAGAUCAUGUCUAUGGGCUAUGAGAGGGAGAGAGUGGUGGCAGCACUGCGGGCCAGCUUCAACAACCCUCACAGAGCUGUGGAGUACCUUCUCACUGGUCUCCCGAGCAACCCAAUCCAGGACACGAAUCCCCCAGCGCACACACCAGCAUCUGGACCCACAGAAGCGCCGUCUCUAGCAGAAGGAGAGAACCCCCUUGCAUUCUUGCGGACUCAGCCCCAAUUUCUUCACAUGAGGCAGGCCAUCCAGCAGAACCCAGCUAUGCUUCCAGCUCUCCUGCAACAGCUUGGCAGGGAGAACCCUCAACUCUUGCAGCAAAUCAGUCAGCACCAGGAGCUGUUCAUCCAAAUGUUAAACGAGCCAGUGGGCGAGGGUGGGGAGGCGCCGGAGGUCGGCGAGAUAGGAGCAGCGGGCGAGGAGGGUGCGCCUGUCAACUAUAUUCAAGUCACACCUCAGGAGAAGGAAGCCAUCGAACGGCUAAAAGCGCUCGGCUUCCCCGAGGCGCUCGUCAUCCAGGCCUACUUUGCCUGCGAGAAGAACGAGAAUCUGGCCGCCAACUUUCUCCUCAACCAGGGCCUGGAAGACGACUGAAGAGCUGAGAUGACGGCCGCCUUCCUGCUGCUCCCCUCCCACCCCUCCCCUCUUCAAAGACUGCACCCCCAAUUUACUGUACCGCCACCAACCUCAGCUCCACUCAUCAGGAGGGGAGAGGGAGAGGGGGAGGUGGGGAGCCAGAAGGGAGAGGGGUGGGGUGGGAUGGGAUGGGAUGGGCUCAGGUUAGGACUAAACAAGAUGGAGGUUGUGUGCAGGAAGGUCAGACUUAAUGAUACGUUAGCUCAUGGAAGGUCGUGUGAAAGAGAGUGGACAAAUCCACGUGAAUUCCAAUGGAAUGUGUGGGCUUUGUUUGGGGACAUCCACAAUUUGAUUUUAGAUGCGCUUUGUGAACAUUAAAGGGGGCUGAAGUUGCUGCGCUAAGUGUGCGUGCGUGCGUGCGUGCGUGUGUGUGUGUGUGUGUUUGUUUGUGUAUACAUGUCUGCGUGCCUGUGCAGAUGUGAUACAAAUACGCUGAAGUAAUCAGUUUGCGUUGCCUAAGUUCGUUAAUGCUGUAGAUGAGCACAUUCGUCCCCUCUACAACAUGAUCAGCAUAUGUUAAGCACCCCGUUUGUGUCCAACACUUGGGGGGCACGGAAUCAACUGACAAUAUUUGAUCUUCUCUUGUAUGUCCAAUUCUAUCCAUGCCAGCAAGAAAGACGGCAGCCAAUCUGAAUUCUUGCUGCGACCACUCUUCCUUCAGUAACCCAAAUGAACUAUGCGGAUAGCUUCUGGUGCACACAAAGUCCAGGAAAAGCUACUCUGCAACUUAAAAAGUGAAAUUAAAAUGUGUUCUACGGUUUCAUCUCCUAAAAUUACACUGCAAGUUCAUUGUAUUUUAAAAGGAUUAGUAAAUGCUUAGAAACAUGAUUCCCCCCCGCAGUUGAUGUAAGAGACCCUUUCAACGGACAGAUCCCGUUCUAUGGGUUGCCCGGAGUAGACUCAUAAUAUGACAUUUCAUAUCGAAUUAUUACACAUGAACUGGACCUAUUGGAGCAGUGACUCUCAACUGCUGGGUCAGGACCCAGAAAUGGGCCACGGACGGCUAGUAAAAAAAGCACGUUGGUUGUGUUCGCAUUCAGAUUUUUUUGUUACAGUACCGAGGGGAAGCAAGUUCCCACGUGGAAUAUAUUAGAUAAAUGACAAGAAAAGUGACUCACUUGUGCUCUCGUCACUCGUUGACUUCGUAAACAAAUACAGAGCAGCUCAGCGUCUGGCGAGCGGGGAACACGGCUAGCGGUAUGCUUUUGGCGUUUUGCCGAACUGAUUUGAAACGGCAUUGAAAAAGAUAAACGGAGGCUGUUUUUAAUUAACAAAAAAAUAUCCACAGUCGAGAACCGCUGUAUUAGAGCGAAGGCCCGGUAAAUUCCGUGACACGCGACAACUCAUUCAUUGUCAUGGUUAAGGUAAACGUUUAUUCUGUCCCAAAGGUUCUUUCGUAAUCAUUUACUUUAUCAGUUCUCCUUCUCAGAACCAUGUGUGGUAAAGAGACAUCAAACGAGAAUUUGUUUCAUUUCAGGUUGACCCAGUUUGGAAUAAAGUGCAGUACGGUUCUGUUUGUGAGUUUUGAAUCUCAAAAUUCAUCCCGAAGAUCGACUACUCUGAAAGCGGUCCACUGCAGGGUUGUCAUACUGUCCCGUCCAGGUGGAAUGACUGUCAAACUUUGCGCCUCACGCUACCAAACUGGCCGGGUUCUGGAAUGAGGUUGCGUGGUGGUUUUAUUGGUUUCUUAAUGUUGAACACAUUGUAUCAGAUAAGAGCAAAUGUUCACGGUGUGAUUCUGUACGUGUGAGGGCAGUUUGUGCUUGGCUGUCUUCGCAGCAUCAACAUGAUCUUGGACUAUGCUGUGCUACAUUAAAUAUCAGCAGUCUUUCA
Phycodurus eques (leafy seadragon) is the source of this 3165-nucleotide messenger RNA. It is a transcript of the gene rad23aa, whose product is annotated as RAD23 homolog A, nucleotide excision repair protein a. Gene Ontology annotation, biological process: proteasome-mediated ubiquitin-dependent protein catabolic process; nucleotide-excision repair. NCBI's taxonomy places the organism in Eukaryota, Metazoa, Chordata, Actinopteri, Syngnathiformes, Syngnathidae. The record is from RefSeq and is a predicted model, not a curated record. Gene Ontology annotation, cellular component: cytosol; nucleoplasm. The transcript is spliced from 9 exons. Gene Ontology annotation, molecular function: proteasome binding; ubiquitin binding; polyubiquitin modification-dependent protein binding. Bases 190 to 1290 code for a protein of 366 amino acids.